Molecule: messenger RNA, 326 nt
Organism: Closterium sp. Naga37s-1
Lineage: Eukaryota; Viridiplantae; Streptophyta; Zygnematophyceae; Desmidiales; Closteriaceae
Source: the annotation of a GenBank genome assembly
GCACAAGCGCAAGGCGAAUAGAGGGCUUCAAUCAACCCUGGCGAGCAAGGAAAGGAGACGGCUGAGGAAGAUGGGUAUACAGCCAGACGGGGAGGAGGAGGGGAGUGAGAGCGAGGAAGAAGGGGAGGAGGAGGGAGGGGAGGAUGGGGAGGGGAGAGGUGGAGGAGAUAAGGCGAAAGACCUGAAGCUGAAACACUAUCAGAUUCGGGCCCAGGAUAUGCUGCAUCAGCAUCUGGACAGGCUACUGGAGAUGACUGUAGCUGCUGCAGAGAAAGGAGUAGGGGAAGAAGGGGGAGGGGAAGGGGGAGCAGAGGAUGCAGUCAAUG